AUGGAAGCAAUGGAGGCCGAAGAAGAUCCUUUUCUGGCUAGUGAUGCCAAGUUGCACGCAGGAAUUUGUAGAGCAUUUCAUCCUUCUGUAUCUAAGCUUUCCGCCAUUUUCCCCUUUAUCGAAGCAUCAAGACCCAGAAGCAAGUCUGGUAUACAGGCCUUGUGUUCACUACAUGUAGCUCUUGAUAAAGCCAAAGGGCUUCUUCAACAUUGUGCAGACUGCAGCAGACUCUACUUGGCCAUCACUUCGGAAACUGUGCUUUUAAAGUUUGAGAAGUCUAGAAGCCAGCUUCAGGAGAGUCUAAGGCGCGCUGGAAGCAUAGUAACAGAAGAUAUCGGCUGUAAGCUUGUGGAGAUUGUUGGUGAGCUGGAGGAAAUUGUUUUUACAUUGGAUAGAUCAGAGAAGGAAGCUGGUGACAAGCUGAUCAAUUUGCUCCAGAGAAACAAUAAAACAAAUGGUUCCAGUGAUAGUGGGGAGCUUGAGGUCUUCCAUAUGUCUGCUCUUAAAUUGGGAAUUACAUCUUCUAGGGCAGCACUCACCGAGAGAAGAGCCCUUAAGAAGCUAAUUGAGAAGGCUCGUUCUGAUGAAGACAAGCGGAAGGAGCUUGUUGUGUCAUACUUGUACAAUCUCAUGAGGAAGUACUCAAAGUUCUUCAGAAGUGAGACUGGUGAUGAUACAGAUUCUCAGGGAUCGUCUCCAUGCUCGCCAACAGUAUUAGGCAUGGAUGAUAUGUAUGGGCCGUACAGCAAUGGUCGGGCAUUCAGUAGACAGCUUUCGAGCAUUCAGUCGUUCAAUUCAAGGUUUGGAUCUUUCAAUUCUAGGCUUGGACCAUUCAAUUGCAGACGUGGUGGUGGUCCAAGGUCUGAGAAUAUACUUAUGAGCGUAUUUGCAUUGAGAAAUGGUUCAAUGAUGGUCACAGCACAUGUCCUAACACAGCAGCAACUUGCCCACCUGUCAUUGACUCCAAACUACUGUGUUAAGGCCCUGAUUGCCAGCUGGUGUGAGCAGAACGAUUUUCCAGUUCCUGAUGGUCCACCAGGAACUUUUGAUGUAAAUUGGAGGCUUGCUUUCUCUGACACUGAGGCUACAGGUUGUGUGUCUGUUGAAAGUUUUGAUUGUACUAAUGCAAAGAGUGUCAAGCUUGUCCCAAUGGAGACUGUUAGAAAGGAGGAGCCAGCAAACAGUGAAUCGGAGACGCUGGAUGACAGCUCUUGUAAUGAUUUCGAUUUGAACGAGGGCUAUGGGAACUUGCUUCUGUUGCUUCAUGAAAGAAGUAACAUGAACAAGCAGUGCAGGUUGGUGGAGCAGAUAAGGUAUCUUUUGAAAGACGACGAGGAAGCAAGGAUCCAGCUGGGCUCAAAUGGCUUUGCCGAGGCACUGGUUGAGUUCUUGAGGAAUGCUGUGAAUGAUGGAAAUGAGAAGGCACAAGAAGUUGGUGCAAUGGCUCUUUUUAAUCUUGCAGUCAACAAUAACAGAAACAAGGGACUCCUGUUAUCUGCUGGAGUCGCCGAUCUACUUGAACAGAUGAUAUCGAAUCAACUCCUAUCUGGUCCUGCCACAGCACUCUACCUUAAUCUCUCCUGCCUUCCUGAUGCAAAGGCCGUCAUUGGUUCGAGCCAGGCCGUGCCAUUCCUAGUCGACCGUCUGUAUAGCCAUGAUGCCAGCGACACGAAAGGAAGCUCCUGCAAGCAUGACGCCUUGUACACGCUGUACAACCUCUCGAAUCACCAGGCCAGCGUCCCGGCGCUUCUAACCGCAGGCAUUGUGGAUGCUCUCCACUGCCUCGUCACGGACUCUCCAGAGUCGGAGGGGCUUGGUUGGACAGAGAAGGCUCUUGCGGUGCUCAUCAGCCUCGCAGCCACCCAAUCUGGCAGGAAGGAGAUCAUGUCCACCCCCGGUUUGGUCAGCACGCUAGCGACACUGCUGGACACAGGCGAGCCGACAGAGCAGGAGCAGGCGGUGUCGUGCCUCCUGGUGAUGUGCAGCGCCGACGAUAAGUGCAUCGCGCCGGUGCUCCAGGAAGGGGUGGUCCCGUCCCUGGUCUCCAUCUCGGCGGCCGGGACGGGGAGGGGCAGGGAGAAGGCCCAGAAGCUCCUGAAGUUGUUCAGGGAGCAGAGGCAGCGGGAUGCGCCGCCGCCCCAGCAGCCCCAGCAGCAGCAGCAGCAGCUGCUGCAGAGCCAGCUGGCGGAGGGCGGGAACGGCGGCGGCGGCGCUAUCGUGUGCCACCGGGAAUCGAAGCCGCUGUGCAAGUCCAAGUCCAGGAAGCUGGGCAGGACGCUGAGCUCACUGUUUAAGAACAGGGGUUUCUCGCUGUACCAGUGCUAG
This is a messenger RNA of Miscanthus lutarioriparius, 2325 nucleotides long. NCBI's taxonomy places the organism in Eukaryota, Viridiplantae, Streptophyta, Magnoliopsida, Poales, Poaceae. The record is from the annotation of a GenBank genome assembly.